Molecule: messenger RNA, 3770 nt
Organism: Xyrichtys novacula (pearly razorfish)
Lineage: Eukaryota; Metazoa; Chordata; Actinopteri; Labriformes; Labridae
Source: the annotation of a GenBank genome assembly
ACAGCGUGCGCGUACACGUGGAGUGCGCGCCGCCGUUCCUGCGGAAUUCAGGAGGCAGAGGUUGGACUCCGAAAGGCUCCUACCUAGAAAAUAAUGAACAACAAAUUUGACGCGUGAGUAAUUAAAAGUUUCUGUGGAUUAUCAACCCGAGAGUGGACUUCUCGCCGUGACUGCAUAUACACGGGGGGCGUUAGCAUUAAUGAAGACUGUUGCGUGUUAGAAGAGAGGUGUGUCAGCUCUAUUGCAUGGUCCUGCAUGCUCUGUGUACUAUUAUAAACCCACAUGGGAGCAAGGUCUACAAAUAUCUUUGCAUGUGAACCGAAAGGGUGUAGAACCACAGACUGCAUAGUAUUUCAUUACGAGAAAAUGCUGUGUUGCAGGAUGUAGCUUAGCUUAGCGGACAGGCUGACAGGCCCAGAAUCCUCGGUGUGUUAGUUUUCGAGAGGCCGAGGGAGGUGUGUCCUAUCUGGGCUUUAACUGGAAAACCAUGGCCCUAAAGUAGAGGCGGAUACCCCGGGGUGUCCUGUGGUAUUUUUACGGCUAAAGUUGUUGACGUGGAGGUUUUCAUAUGUGCAUCAUUAAAAGGUUUUGUAUUAGCCUCUUACAUAGUAAAAUAGUUGAUAUUUUCCAGGUUUUCCUCGCGUGAGCUAUAAGGAAAUACAGCCACUCAUCUAAUCGCCAUUAAAGUUUUCAUGUGGAAAUUUGCUCAAACAUACAUCCUCUAACCCAUUUACGCCCUUAUAUAGUAAGGAAAACCUGAUAAAGAAAACUAAAAUCGCCAAAAAGUUCUUGAAGUUGACUAAGAUCCUUAUUACACCUUUACUUUUAAAAAGUAUGUAAUUAUUGCGUUAUAUCAGCCAUCACAAAGAUUAACCUAACUGUCAAAAGUCCAAUGUAAGUGUAUUUGGUGUCACUGCAUAACAUGGAUGUUUCACUACUUGUUUUCUUACAAUCCAGUCUGAAAGAUGAUGACAGUGGAGACCAUGACCAGGACCAAGGCUCACCGAAAGACAGUGAGAAGGAAAAAAUUGAAGACGAGGACAAGGAACAGAACACAUCCAAGAAGAAGGCAAGCUUAUUGAAGAGUGACUCAUGUUUGAAGGGUGAAACUCAAUUAUAAGACUUAGUCAUUGUCUUGUUUUCUGCAGAUGGUGGUGCCAGGGGCAGGAGAGCACCCUCUUCAAUACAACUACACCUUCUGGUACUCAAGACGCACCCCAGGAAGACCAGCCAGCACUCAGAGCUAUGAGCAGAAUAUUAAACAAAUUGGCAGCUUCGCCUCAGUAUGUUGAUCUACAUGAUGUUUGUACUGGUGUAUAGUAGAAAAGGAGGGGUACUUGCUCACUCACCUCAGCCAGACACACCUAUAAUCUAUGUCCAUGUCUGAUCCUGUCGCUGUUGUUAUUUAAACUUUUCUUGUCUUUUUUUUUUUUAAGGUGGAACAGUUCUGGCGUUUCUAUAGCCACAUGAUACGGCCAGGCGACCUUACAGGCCAUAGUGACUUCCACCUUUUCAAAGAGGGUAUUAAACCCAUGUGGGAGGUGGGUACUCUUGUGUCAUUGGACCUGUUUACUCCUCUUAAAAAAAACAAAAAAAUCUUACUCUGAAACCCUAAAAUUGUUAUUUCAGGAUGAUGCCAAUAAGAUGGGUGGGAAGUGGAUCAUACGUCUGAGGAAAGGCCUAGCAUCUCGGUGCUGGGAGAACCUGAUCCUGGCCAUGCUUGGGGAGCAGUUCAUGGUUGGGGAGGAGAUCUGCGGGGCUGUGGUAUCUGUACGUUUUCAGGUAAUACCACAUACACUUUUUAUUUUUAUUUUUAUUUAUUUAUUUUUUUUUUACCACAGCCAUGCACUGCUGUCUUUGUUAUUCUCAGACAUGCUUGUUUUUUAUUUGACUUAUCCAGGAGGACAUCAUCUCUAUAUGGAAUAAGACAGCAAGUGACCAGGCGACCACUGCCCGCAUCAGAGAUACCUUGCGUAGAGUCCUUAACCUGCCCCCCAACACCAUCAUGGAGUACAAGACACACACAGACAGCAUUAAGUAUGUAUGUCUCUUCGUUUUGUUUAUUUUUCCCUUCCUCUAUCUUUCUCUCAUAGAAAUAUAUGCAUGAUCACACAAAUUUAGAAUUAUGUCACUUGUGAAAAUUUGUAAGGUUAACUAUCAUGUUGAAGUGUUGUUUGAAAAUGCAAAUCCCUUUUUGAAACACAACUUUUUUCAUUACAGUUUCUAGUCAAAGUUAUAGUCAUGUUUUUUUCCUAUUUGUCAUCAAAACAAAAAGUAAAAUAGAAAUGAAAGUUCCUUUUCCUCAAGUGUAAAAAGCCAUGUUUUUGGGGGAAAUACAGUUGUGUUAUAAAAAUCUUUCCCAUUGAAUGAAAAAUCAAAUCUGUGCCCAUGUUUAACAAGUUUUUAUGGUGUUUUGUUUCCCCCAUUGAAAAGGCUGAGGUAUCUGAAAAAAUUAGUUUAUUUUACUGUGAAAUACUGCGUCCUUCUUUGUUCGCAGAGCCUGGGAAGACUUCCAUGGUCUGGUGAAUGCUAGCGGCGGACGUUAGCCCCUUGCACAGAGAAGCUUUGCGAAAGUAAGAACUGUUGCUACAUUAGCUUGCAAAUUAAUUUUGCUUCGGUCCUUCAUCAGAUACUAAUGUUAUUUGUCUCUGCUCAUGGUGCUUAGGUGUGUGUAAACGUGAUGUGCCAGGGUCUGACGUAUCCAGGAAAGGAUACCUCUGUGUGGACUGGCACUGUGUAACAUGAUGACAGGAUCAGAAGACCAUUCGUCCUCUGUGUGAAAUUGGAAAAAAACUGAAGAAGCCUGUCAACAGAACACUGAACCAAGCCGAAGACAGAAACAUGCGUUACUUUUAAUCAACCAGAGAUGGACAAAGCCUCAAAUUUUCAUUUUAUUUUAUUUUUAAUGCAAGUUUGUAACAUACUGUUACCUGGCCGCCCAGAGGGGGUCACGUGGCUGGUGUUUGCUCAUCUGGUCAUUAGCUGUUAACAAAGAGUACUUGACAAAAAUUCAACUCUCUGCUAUAAAACUAGUUUUCAUUGCUUAACAAAAAACAAAAAAAUCUCACUUUCUGCUGUUGAAACGUGUUUGUGUUUAUCUGUUUCAUUGGGACUCAAACAGGGUUGCAGGUAGAUGGUAUUUUAUUACAGUGCUGUAUUUUAACUACAGUUUCUCUGGACAUUUCCAACUAGAAAGAUUACUAUUAUUGUGUAUGAUAUAUUUGUAAAUACAGACCACUUCAAAGAUCACUCAUCUGAAUCAACUGUGAUUCUCCAUCUUUGACCUGGAAUUUGAAUUCCAAAGGAUGAAGAUCAUCCUGUGUUGUGCAGAGGGUUUUUUGGAAUCGGCAUCUUCAGAAUGGACUGCCAAGCUGCCUAAAUCACUGUGCCUGGCCAAGAGCCUGACCCCAACCAGUUUUUCCUCUUCGUUGUAUCUUUAUCUCCUAACUUUGAAGCAUCCAGUAGAUGGGCUUUUCUUUUAAUGUUUUCAAUGAAGCUGUACAGAAGUCCUGAAACACUGACCUUCACUCCUUUUCCAUUUUUCAGAAAUGAAACUGGGUUCAGGGUCAGGCUCUGUUACAGUUUUUACCAAUUCCUCGGAGCAUUUUUUUGGAACCAAAUUGAGAGAGAAUACAUAGUUUGAAAAACUGUAAUGCUACCCCUAUUUUAAGGUGUGGCGAUGGGUGCAGGUGUAUGAAAAGAAGCAACAUUGCUGGAUGUACACCUGAUGGAUUAUAGCAAUAAAUGUCAAAUAUGCAUCUGCUGCUAAA